AUGUCUACAGCAGCAAACAGCAGUUCAGAACAGGACAAAGGCCAGUCAUCAGAGAACAUAAGCCAAACGACGAAAUCAGAUGUUGUUGAUGUGGAAUCGUCGUCCUCUUCGACUGGAGAGGGAAAAGAGCUACCAGCAGUAAAACCAGACUGCCAAGAACCACCACUCAAGGCCACCUUUGCGCCGACCUCCGCGCAAAGCAAGCAUGGCGAGGCAACAUCCAGCACUGAGCCCGCAUCCACGCAGGUGCCAGCCCCACCAAGUCAACCGUCGACUGGCGGUGGUGGCUCAACAACAACCGCGACACCCACGCAAGUUGGUUCAACCAUCUGUUCCUCGCCUGGUAUCACGCUGCCCAAAGGCCAGACUACCACCACACCGCCUGUCCCGACGACAUUGAGGGCGGUCGCCCCUACACCCCCAAGGGCACCUGCGCCCAAAUCAACCAUGGUCAUGGUAAGGCCACCGCAACAAACCACUAGGCCGACAGCCUCAGUUCAGCUCCCAGCCACCUUUCAGAUCCCACCAGGCAUGGUGCUGGUCCGCAGUGACAGUGGCCAGCUAAUCCUUGUCUCUCAGCAAGCGUUGGCUCAGGCCCAGAAGGCUGUUGGCAACACAAACAUGGUCCAGCCAUCUGCAGCCCCUGCGGUCAGGAAGCCAGCGUCUGCUCAGCCGGUUAUCAGGGUCUGCCUCCCGGUCAGCGGGGCUACCCCACAGAGGCCCUCCACCUCCGCCACAGGACCCAGCAUGCAGAGCAUGCACAGGCCCAGUGCACCAGGCAAGGUCCCAUUCAGACCCAGCAUCACCGCUCCUGUGGUGGGCAGCGGUGCACUAAGGCCCACCAUUGUUGCCGCUGCUCUGGGCGCCACCACCACCACCACACUGAGGCCCAGCUCUGCCACAGGGCUCCUCCCCCAGAGACCUGCUUCUGGUGUGGGAGUCAUGGGGGCCAUCAGAGGGACCAACCCCCAGAGGUUCAGCUCUACACUGGGCACCGGACAGCAGCUCAUCAGCAGCACGCUAGGAGCCAGUACUGUUAAGGCUAAAGAUGGAACUACAGUGAGUCGUCCUACAGGCCUCGCUCCUCGUCUUCUAUCAGUCAAUGUGCCCACCAAGCCUAAGGCCGCACCCACCGAUACAGUCAAUCAGAAGACCAUUGAGAACGUGAAGAAGUGUAAGAACUUCCUGGUGACCCUGAUGAAGCUGGCCUCCAGCAGCAGCAACUCCACAGACAUGGGUAUGAACGUACGCAACCUCGUCAAAAGCCUGCUGGAUGGGAAGCUUGAGCCGGAGGAGUUCACAGACAAGCUUUAUAAGGAGCUGAAGUCCUCUCCUCAACCGUACUUGGUGACAUUCCUGAAGAGGAGUCUUCCUGCAGUUCGGCAGCUGACCCCAGACUCCGAGCUCUUCAUCAGGCAGUGUGAGCAGACUGGUUCUGAGGCCUCCACCUCCACUCCACUCUCCUCUUCCUCCAUCUCCUCUUCCUCAGUGCAGGCUCCUCAGUCUGUCUCCAUCUCCAUACAGCCCUCCUCAUCUUCAUCUUCAUCUCUGAGGAUUGCUCAGCAACAGCCACCCAAGGCCAUUGCCCAACAGCUGGGGAUGCAGGGCCAGCACAUUGUGACUAUCCAAAGGCCAACAGCAGCAUUGCAGCCCAUGGUACUGGGAAGAGGUGUAUCUAAACUGCACACCACCAAAACAGCUGGGGUGAUCAUAAGUCCCUCAGUGCAGAUCAGCAAGUGUCCACCGGGUACCCUGCAGCCUACUGUCAGUGUGAGGGAGAGCAGCGGAGCAUUCCGUGAUGAUGAUGACAUCAACGAUGUGGCGUCCAUGGCGGGCGUGAGUGUGAGUGAGGAGCGAGCUCGUAUCCUGGCAACUGGGUCCGAGUCGGUGGGCCGGGUCAUCAGGUCGUGCAGAGACGAGCCCUGGCUUUGUCCCACUGCCCUACGCUCACGCAUCACAAGCACAGCUCAGUCCAGUGGUGCGGCGGGUGUAGAGGGCGAGGUGGUGGCUCUGAUGUCAGCGGCCACUGAGGAGAGACUGAGAGACCUGCUGGAGAAACUCACCAUCACGGCACAGCACCGCAACAUGCAACUCAGGGACUAUUGGCAGUACCAGCAGGCGAGUGACGUGCGGGGCCAGCUGCGCUACCUGGAGCAGGUGGAGAGUCUUCAACAGCAGCGGAGGGAGGAGGAGGAGAGGGAGAUGCUGCUGCGCAUCGCCAAGAGUCGAUCUGGAAAUGCUGAAAUGCAGUGUCUAAAGCAGAAGGCGAAGGAGAUGCAGCAGUUGGAGCUGGCUCAGGCACAGCACCGACAGGCAAACCUGGCUGCUUUGGCCGCCAUUGGCCCCCGCAGGAAGAGGCCCCUGGAGGGCAGUGGGCUGCUGGGCCUGAGGAGCGUGGCGAGGCCGGUGACGGUGACAAGGGUCACUAUGAGGGACCUCAUCUUCUGCAUGGAGCAGGACGCCCACCUCUCACGCUCCCUGCUGCUCUACAGCGCCAUGAUCAAGUGACUACAUCACACCUGGAAGGUGCAUUAUUGUUGUACUCUAGUCUAGCACCCUGAUGAAGUGAGAAGACCAGACCAAACCAGACGAGGGCAGUAGAGAGGACACCGGCUCCUGAGAAUGGCUGCAAACGGAAACCAGGGUCUCCAACUAGCUAAGCACUAUUGAUAAAGCACAGCACUUUGUAUCUGUAUCACACACAAAAGAGGAAUAUGUGGGUUGCACAAUAUGAUAUAUACACCUUAUAAUUUAUUUAAAUUAUAUAUUUAUUUUUUUUGUUUUGUUUUAUUAUAAUUUGUUUAUUUUGGCAGCUUUUCUGCUGUAUUCAACAAUGUGAAAUGAGCAUUGUAUUUUUUUGUUGUACACUAAAAUGAUUAUUGCAUCUA
Messenger RNA from Engraulis encrasicolus (European anchovy), 2888 nucleotides. It is a transcript of the gene taf4b, whose product is annotated as TAF4B RNA polymerase II, TATA box binding protein (TBP)-associated factor. Gene Ontology annotation, molecular function: DNA binding; RNA polymerase II general transcription initiation factor activity; protein heterodimerization activity. Gene Ontology annotation, biological process: DNA-templated transcription; transcription initiation at RNA polymerase II promoter. The transcript is spliced from 17 exons. Gene Ontology annotation, cellular component: transcription factor TFIID complex. The record is from RefSeq and is a predicted model, not a curated record. The coding region runs from base 1 to 2508 and encodes 835 amino acids. NCBI's taxonomy places the organism in Eukaryota, Metazoa, Chordata, Actinopteri, Clupeiformes, Engraulidae.